AUGGCUGCCAACGAAUACUACCAUGCGAACAUCCCUAAUCCACCCAGUUACGAUCAAGUAACGGGUGGGCACAGCGGACAAACAUCCCAUCUCAACACCAAUACCCCUGGCUACGGCUUCCAAGGCCACAGUCCCGUGAGCCAGAUCAGCCACCACGACGACCCAUCCACCCCCUAUCACAACCGCGAAAGUCAACAUUCACUACAAUCGGAUAAUGGAGCAUACCCGACCGCCGGGAGAGUCGCAGGCGGCGACCACUACGCAGAGAAUAUCCCGCUAAAGGCGCAGACGCAGUUUGGACAGAACCCGGAAUGGAUGCACCAACAGACACAGUAUCCGCCUCCGUCGCCAGGGGCUUUGGAGGACCGGCGACGGAGGGAUGAUCGGAAUAAGAAAGGCUUUUUCCGGAAGAAGCCUGCGUGGGUGACUUGGACCUUGACAUUGGCGCAGGUUAUCGUGUUUAUCGUGGAAUUGGUGAAAAAUGGCACUUUGACCGGAUCGCCAAUCGAGACCAAGCCCUCAUUCAACCCCAUGAUCGGUCCAUCACCAUAUAUCCAAAUCUACAUGGGCGCCCGCUAUGAUCCCUGCAUGAAGAACAUUCCCGGUGUCCAGAAUUCAAGUGUCCCCAUCGGUUGGCCUUGUCCCAAUUCCACUACCACCACAGGGGACUGUACCCUCUCAGACUUAUGUGGAUUUGGCGGCGUGCCGAACCCCAAGGUUGGUGGCUCGAUCGAUGACAAGCCCGCCCCGAACCAGUGGUACCGGUUCAUCAUCCCCAUCUUUCUGCACGGCGGCUUCAUCCACAUUGGUUUCAAUCUGUUGGUGCAACUAACCAUGGGCGCGGACAUGGAGCGCAUGAUCGGAAUUUGGCGGUACACCCUGACUUAUUUCGCCAGCGGGAUCUUCGGUUAUGUCUUUGGUGGAAACUAUGCCUCGCAACUCCAACCAAGUACUGGGUGUUCUGGUGCGCUAUUCGGUAUCCUCGCCCUCUUCCUACUGGACCUGUUGUACGACUGGCCCCAGCGGGAAUCGCCGUGGGUGGAAUUGAUUAUCAUGGUUCUCGGGGUAGCCGUUUCAUUUGUGCUCGGCCUGCUCCCAGGCCUGGACAAUUUCUCCCAUAUUGGCGGUUUCAUUAUGGGUCUGGCCAUGGGCUUGUCUCUCCUGCGCUCGCCCAAUGCCCUGCGCGAGCGGAUCGGGCUCACUCGCCAGCCCUACGUCGCCAUGAGCGGCGGUGCUGGGGUCGACCCCGCCGACAAGCGGAAAACCUCCUCCGUUAUGGACUUUUUCAAGGGCAAGGGCAGCAUGGUCUCGUCCACUGGUGGAGAGAGCGGAGCUAAGGGCCCUCUCGGUUUCUUUAAGGGCCGCAAGCCUCUGUGGUGGGCCUGGUGGCUGGUGCGCGCCGGUGCGCUGGUCGCGGUGCUCAUUGGAUUCAUUCUGUUGAUUAUUGAUUUCUACAAAUACCCUUCAUCGAAUUGCUCCUGGUGCUAUCGGUUGAGUUGUCUGCCCGUCAACGGCUGGUGCGACCAGGAUACCCUGCAGAGUUCCGAGACCACCACCACUAGCAAUUAG
This is a messenger RNA of Penicillium subrubescens, 1569 nucleotides long. RefSeq names its product rhomboid family membrane protein. Gene Ontology annotation, biological process: proteolysis. Gene Ontology annotation, cellular component: membrane. Lineage: Eukaryota; Fungi; Ascomycota; Eurotiomycetes; Eurotiales; Aspergillaceae. The record is from RefSeq and is a predicted model, not a curated record. Bases 1 to 1569 code for a protein of 522 amino acids. The transcript is spliced from 3 exons. Gene Ontology annotation, molecular function: serine-type endopeptidase activity.